AUGGAGAAAACGGAGAAAACGGAGCCGGAAACUUUUGUCUCCUCAGAGAAGGAUCCUCGUCCCAUGGAGGACGGACUCGUGCCGCUGGAUCAAGUGCCCAAAGGACGCUGGGAACGUAGUUGGCCCACUAUUGCCUGCGGUGCUGGUCUUUUCUCUGACGGAUAUCUCAAUGGCGUCAUUGGCCAGGUGAACACCAUGCUCGGGAAGAUCUAUGGCGACGCCUACUCGGACUCUACGGCCAGUCAGAACGUCUCGGCUAUCGCGUUUGCUGGUACUGUUGUGGGCAUGCUGGUAUUUGGUUGGACCAGUGAUCACUGGUCUCGCAAAUGGUCCCUCUUUAUCUCAACUGUGAUCCUGUUCAUAUUUGCUGCUCUCGCGGCUGGGUCGUACGGUUACAAUGACAGUCUAGGAGGCAUGCUCGCUGCCUUGACGGCCUACCGAUUUUUUAUCGGUAUCGGUAUCGGUGGUGAAUAUCCGGCCGGCUCGGUUUCUUGCGCAGAAAAUACCGGAGAGCUGAAGGAAGGUCAUCGCAACCGAUGGUUCAUCAUGUUCACCAACUUCCAGAUCGACUUUGCCUUUGUCAUUUCUGCUUUCGUCCCCAUGAUCUUAUGUCUGAUUUUCACCGAGGAUCAUCUUCGUGCUGCUUGGCGUAUGGCACUGGGUCUUGGUGUCAUCCCCCCCCUGAGUUUGCUCUAUCUGCGACUGAAGCUUGACGAACCGGAGGAGUUCAAGCGUGAAAAGAUGGCCAAGUUCCCGAUAUGGCUCAUCAUCAAGUUUUAUUGGUGGCGACUGUCCGUUGUCUCGCUGAUCUGGUUUGUUUAUGACUUUUCAUCCUAUUCCUUCGGUUUGUACUCGUCUCAGUUCCUGACUCUCAUCCUCGGCGACUCUCCGCCCCUGUGGAAGACCUUCGGCUGGACUACUCUGAUCUAUCUGUUUUACAUCCCCGGCUCUGCCCUGGGAGCAUUUGCAAGUGAUUGGAUCGGUCCCAAGAUGACUCUUGCCAUCGGAGUGGGUCUCCAGGGCAUUGUCGGUUUCAUCAUGUCCGGAUGUUACGAGUGGCUUGCGACUGAGAAGUAUAUGGGAGCUUUCAUUGUUGUCUACGGUGUCUUCCUUGCGCUCGGCGAGUUUGGCCCUGGUGACAAUAUCGGCUUAUCAUUUGUGGGCACCUAUGUGCUUCCGAUUGCUGUCAAGAACGCCCAUACCCCGGUCGAAAAGGGUCAACACCCUUUCUUCAUUUCCAGCGCCCUAUGCAUCUUCAGCGCCGUCGUGGCCUUCUUCCUUUUGCCCACCAUCAACCAAGACACCAUCACCCACGAAGACGAGCGCUUCCGUGCUUACCUCGAGGAACACGGCUACGAUACCACUUCCAUGGGCGUUUCAGCGAACUAG
This is a messenger RNA of Penicillium chermesinum, 1389 nucleotides long. RefSeq names its product putative MFS phospholipid transporter (Git1). Gene Ontology annotation, molecular function: carboxylic acid transmembrane transporter activity. NCBI's taxonomy places the organism in Eukaryota, Fungi, Ascomycota, Eurotiomycetes, Eurotiales, Aspergillaceae. The record is from RefSeq and is a predicted model, not a curated record. Gene Ontology annotation, cellular component: plasma membrane. The coding region runs from base 1 to 1389 and encodes 462 amino acids. The transcript is spliced from 5 exons. Gene Ontology annotation, biological process: carboxylic acid transport; transmembrane transport.